Molecule: messenger RNA, 329 nt
Organism: Drosophila navojoa
Lineage: Eukaryota; Metazoa; Arthropoda; Insecta; Diptera; Drosophilidae
Product: peptidoglycan-recognition protein SC1a/b
Biological process (GO): peptidoglycan catabolic process; innate immune response
Molecular function (GO): N-acetylmuramoyl-L-alanine amidase activity; peptidoglycan binding; zinc ion binding
Source: RefSeq, a predicted model, not a curated record
CCAACAGAAUUAGCAAAGUUUAACCAUGGUGUCUAAGGCAGGGUUCGCUCUAGUGCUCGCCGUGCUGGUCUGCGGCCAGUACGCCGUCCAGGGAGUCUACAUCGUCUCCAAGGCCGAGUGGGGUGGCCGUGCACCCACCUAUCGCGUUGCCCUGGGCAACUACCUGAACUACGCCAUCAUCCAUCACACGGCGGGCAACUACUGCGAGACUCGCGCUGCCUGCGCACAGCAGCUGCGCAACGUCCAGAGCUACCACAUGGACACCCUGGGCUGGCCCGACAUCGGCUACAACUUCCUGAUCGGCGGCGAUGGCGCUGUCUACGAGGGUC